Molecule: messenger RNA, 4439 nt
Organism: Xenopus laevis (African clawed frog)
Lineage: Eukaryota; Metazoa; Chordata; Amphibia; Anura; Pipidae
Exons: 5
Coding region: 141-899 (252 amino acids)
Source: RefSeq, a predicted model, not a curated record
GUGACUCCAACAGCUUUUUAUAGCAGCAAUGAAAAUACCACCUGUGACAUGGCCCUAAAUCUAAUGAACCUCCAGCUCAAUCAAUCGAUGGGGCAGCCGUGUAGAAUUUGGAUUUGGAGCUAAAAUUCCAUCAAACUUUAAUGAUUUUUAUGAAUUUGAUCCCAUACCCCCCCAGUGAUGAGGACGACAGCGACGAUUCUGAAGGCGAAAAUCAGGAACUCGCUCAGAUUGAUAAAGAGAGAAGACACAAUUGCAUCCUGACUCCAUUGGCCACGAACCAGCUGCAGAACCAGGAGAACCAGUGCUGUAAAGUGCGGGCGCUAUUCCCGGGACUGGACCACCAUAGCUCUGAGGAGGAGCUGGAACGGAUCAGCAGGGAAUUUGCCGCAGAGAAACGCAAGUGGUCCCAGGUCAGCAGACUGAGUUGCCAUACUGAUAACACAUCGUCCAGUGAUGAGGAGGUGAAGCACCUGUGUGGGAUGUCCAUUAGACCCGUGGAACAGACUGACACCCUGCGAGGCUCCUCCAGCCCAGUCCUGUUCAGCGCCUCCCCCCCUAAAAGACUGCAGCUACCUGCCCGAAAUCCGGCAUCUUGCCCCCUAAUAUUCACCAGCGUGGGCUCCGGGUUUGACCAGGGGAUGCCGUGCAAAAGGCACAGACAGGGCUACGGAGACAAGAUCAGCCGGCCCAGCCUAGACUUGGAAAAGAUGCAACAGAAAAUGCUGUUCAAGAGAAGCUGCAACUCCAAGAGUAGAGUUAUAAAGAUACGGAGUAUCAACGGUGGCCGUCAGCCUCCACAUUAUGUCUAUGACCCAGCUAUGUUUGCGUUUCGAUCCCUCAGUACCGUGAAGCCUAUCAGCCCGUUAGUCCCCAUUGAAGAACCAUCGUGUGCCUACUAAAGAUGAAUUACGUUUUAAACUCAGGACCCGAACAGACUGGCCUGUCCGCCUUCAGCACAAAAUGAAAAAAAAACAACAAAAAAAACCCUGCCGCUAUGAAGCAAUAAGGACUUUUCUGCAGACUCUUUUUUUUCUGUGUUUUUAUUGUAAUACCAGCACUUGGUAUUUUGUUAAGAGAAAAAAGGAAAUAGUUCACGUAGUAUCAAGGAAGGUGCAUGCUUUUUAUUGAUGCCAAGGAAGCAGAAGAAAAAGGAAUGGGGUGAUUCAGUUAGGAGAACGGAGGUCACCUUAGGUAGAGCAUGAAAGAGGUUCUCCAUCAUAUUGUAGUGGGAGGACAUAUUUUAGACCUAGUUCUACAUAGUUGGAGUAUAUAUAUAUUUUUGGACAAGCAACCAAGAACAACAAGAAAAUAUAUAUUUGAUGGCUCUCUUUGUUUUAAAGAUAAGGGUCAAUUUUGGAAGUAAGUGUUGGGAAAAUUAAAGAGAGAUGUAUUUUUUAAAUCAUGGCUUGAGAGCUGGCCACUGUCAAUGAAGAUGAUUCAUGCGCUCUGAAUACACGGUGGUCAAGGAAUGGGUGAUAUUUUAUUCUAAGUGUUAUGAGUAGCUUAGCUGGUUACUGUAUAAAGUUACCAAGUACUCCUUAAUUUGAGUAUAUUCUUGGUGAAGCUUUUAAUUAUAAGACUAAGAAUAACAUCAUGCUUCGUAAAAACCUAUAUGAUGCUCAGAACUCGCCAUGUGCCUUUAUAAAACAUUUUCUUUUUUUACCAAGAGAACUUUUUUAGACCUUUCUGGAAUCGGUGCCCUCAUUAUAAGACCUUCUCUCCAUUAUGUACCGUGAUGCAAUGAUUCCGCCAUUCUGGUCCAGAAGAAAUGGCUAAGAACAAAGAAAUACUCAAACUACUGUGAUCACUUAAAUCUUUCCCACAAAAUAGUAGUUAAGACCAAAUAUGACAUUUCUAUGUAUUCAGCAACUUUCAGCCAUAGCCCUGUUUUAUCCACAGUGGAUUUUUAGUUGUCUUCUUGAUAAGUGUCCUCAUGAAGUCCUGAUGGAACAGUGGACUUCCUUCUAACUAGAAAGCCAAGAAACAGAUGUUGCAAGGAAGGCAUGGAUAAGUACUAUGACACUUGAGGUGUUUCUAGUGUUAAGUUUGGGAGUGUGGGGUCGUCUAAGCCUCAUUCCUUAACUCUCACACUCCGAAAAUGUUUUUGCCUGUGUUCCAUCCUGUUCUGCCAUGAUUUUCAAUGAAAACAUUAAUGGUCAACUAAUUUAAAGUGAACACUAUCUAAAAAUCAAUCAUCAUCAAUCAUCAAACAUGGCCUUAGAAGCCUCUAGAUACUCAUUUAAGGGAGUCACAAAACUGGGAGUAGGUGCAGGUCACAUUAUGUUCCCAGCUUGUUCCAAAAAGCAACCACACAUGCUCGGUUGGAGAGAAAUUUAACUUUUUCUUAGGCCAGUCAAUGACAAUUAUCCAUGAUACUAAAGAACAGAGUUCAUUUUUGAGCAAUAAACCAAUGGGCAAUCUUCCAUCAGUUUAUGCUUAUCUAUGUGACCCCUGUAAUACGAAAAAACAUUUUUCAAAUCAAUGCCUUGCCUGUACAAUUAUUUUUGAAAACCAAAGCGAUCAUUUAACCCGAAGUAUGACCAUGACCUUGAAAGCACAAACAUGGAUACAGCAAGGAACAUAAUGCUACAAGUAUCAAAGAAGGUUUACUUUGAUAUAAGAGUUUAAUGGCAAACAAGGGAGCUCUUGUUUGAAAUUGCUGGUGCUUUGUUCCUCCAUAUUUCCAUGGGUGAUCAUUCCAAACCACAAGUUUGUAUCCUCUUGAAGAUGCCAAUGUUGUCUUGCUCCAAAUCAUUUGCAGGCUACAAUUCUAAAGAUCCUUCAUUGUUCCAGCACUUAUUAGUCCCAUUGUCAAGACUCUUGUAGUUCUGAAGCUCAGUCCCACUGCUGAGGCUUCUGUAGUACUGAAGACCAGCCCCAUUUUUUCUAGAACUCCAGACCAUGUUGUCCAGACUCUUGUAGUACUCAAGAUGCAUCCUGGUUUUAAGACUCUUGUUCUAGUCCAAGACCAUUGUCAAGACCUGACUCAAGACCAAAUUUUGUUCUUGUAUACUAUCGUACUUGGUCUUGUCUUAGACUACUCCUAAGUCGGAGAAGAGACAAUUCUCCAUCCCCCCCCAAAACACUAAAAUACUUAAAUUCAUAGUUCACUUGUGAAGCCAAGGUACUUUCCCCUUUUACCCUUUGAUAAAUAGGCACGAUGACUUGCUAGGCCUCAUUCCCUACUUGGAAUAGGUGGGCUUGACCCUAACACUGCCCCCACCAUCCCUAACUUAGAGCAUUCAGAAAGAUGUUUAAAAUGCAUCGUUAUGGAAGUUUCAUGUGAAGAGAAUCAGGGUUCUUUAAAUGUAAAAGGAAUGGCUGUGGAGCACAGUUGGAUAACUACAAAAACUUAUUUUUAUAUACAUAUUUUUGUAAUAGAGGAACAUUAUUUGUCUAAGAGCUACAUCUUUUUUUUAGUAUAACAGCUACUAAAGUGUAGAUAACCACUUCUAUCUUCUAUGUGAAUAUGUGCUCCUUAAAGAGGCCUUCUGUUGUGUUCCUCACGUUCAUUGUGCCUCUACGAUAAUUCCGAGAAAAUAAACAAGUGCCACUUAUUAUGUCACAUUUAGAGGGGAGGGUGCUUAGCUCUGUGUGUGACUUUGCUUAUAGGGAUAUGAAAGUAUGUGAUCUCUGAUUAUGAGUGCCGUCAUCUUGUCAAGCUAAAAAAAGGUCUUGGCAAAGAAGUUAGGGGAAAUGCAUGGAAGAAUAUGGGGUGUUCCAAAGCACGGCAUCAAAGUCGAAUGUUGAUGAACAACACCAACCAACAUUGCCCAUGUCAGGGUAACCAUCAUAGUUGUUAUUCAUCUGCACUGGGCUUCAGGUUUUCUACUUAUACCUGGCCCCAGAGGGUCAAGUUGUACCCUAAACAUGCUAGAAUGUGUUGCUCUGCUUUACUACAGGUAAAAUCAGUGAUCCAGACAUUUUUAGUUGGCCAGAGAGUGAAAACAACCCUCCAUUGUGAAUUAUCACUUGUGAGAAGUCACACAAGAGUGGCCAAAUUGGUGAAGAUUCCCCUUUUGUGAAUCUCUUUCUGAAAUCACUGACUGUUUCCGUUACUGUGGGUUAAUGCCAAGAGCCCAUGCCUUCUUGCCCCAGCCCGGACAGCCCCACAUGACUAUGUCCAGAAUACACACUUGGACUAUGGUCUAUUCUGAUAGAUUGGCAAUUAUGAUGAGAGAGGCAAUAAAACUCAUAAAACUAGACCCAAGACUUGUGUGUGAAUGCCUUGGGGUAGAUGGCAGUUGGGCUUGAAUGCAUGGGGGCAGGUAACACCUAAGUGGGCACACAUUGGGGCAACUGAUAACGCUACAACCAGUGGCUGAUUAAUGACACUGAUAGUUUAUGUUUCUAUAUUAAACAUCUGUUUGUGUAAUUUGGGUAAGAAACAGACUUGUAAGAACGUCUAUCAGAUCAGCUUAAUAAAUAUGGUGUCUUUA